This is a messenger RNA of Phaeodactylum tricornutum CCAP 1055/1, 691 nucleotides long. RefSeq lists its product with no specific name. Lineage: Eukaryota; Bacillariophyta; Bacillariophyceae; Surirellales; Neidiaceae. Bases 46 to 645 code for a protein of 199 amino acids. The transcript has a single exon. The record is from RefSeq and is a predicted model, not a curated record.
UUCGAUUCUUGGGCUACUAAAACACCUCCAUCUUUCAACUUGAUAAUGAGUUCUCCCACAUCAGUGAUCCGCCCUACCGAAGACAAACAAAUCCGUUCCAAACUACUCAACAAAUUAGGUAUUUACGAUGCUCCACCGUCAACGAAAGCACCACCGCCGAUGACGGCUGCUCAGAACCGUCGAUUGCGCAUACUGCGUGGAAUGGGCGUAGGCUACACCAUCAACCCAUCGCCUCCCGACGGAAGUGCCGUGCGACCUCCGCUAAAUGGUGUCACCCCAUUUCAGGAACCUCUCAAGUCCGAUUCCCCGAUGGCUCAUACUAGACGCAAGUCCCAAAAGAUCGUGUUCGUCGACGAGGUAGAAGUUCUACCAAUCCCGACUCGCUACGAGUAUUCCGAUCGUAUUAAGUCUCGGAUUUGGUCUAACCGCUACGAACUCCAGGAAAAUGCCGAACGCAAUGCCCUAGAAUUCGCAGCUGAAGGCUGGAACUGGCGCAACGUCACCGAAGACGAGGGCAUGUACAUUUGUUCCGUCUCAGGGGAACUAGUGCAUCCGAUCCACCUCCAACACUUAAUGGACGAGGAACAGCCCAGUGGUCCACAAGCGACUUUGGAGCGAGGCACGCCUGUUCACAGCAACCCAUAGUAUCUUCAAAUGAGAAAACAUCACGCGGAAGACUUGAUUUUGGAAC